This is a messenger RNA of Helicoverpa zea (corn earworm), 991 nucleotides long. RefSeq lists its product as uncharacterized. The record is from RefSeq and is a predicted model, not a curated record. The coding region runs from base 632 to 970 and encodes 112 amino acids. NCBI's taxonomy places the organism in Eukaryota, Metazoa, Arthropoda, Insecta, Lepidoptera, Noctuidae. The transcript has 2 exons.
CCCAGGUUGCUGGAAAAAUAACUUAGCAACAUACCGAGAUCACGCAAUAUCAACUUUAUCUACUUCAUAUAAGAUAUAAUGUAGUAAAAUUUAAUAACACUGAAAUGUAGAUCUUAUUCAGAUUAAAUAAUACAUACUUAUUACACCUGGGUUUGCCUCCUCCUUUACGUUGGUAAGCAAAUGUAAUAGUAUGUGCACAAAUCUCUUACCAUUUACCUACCUCAUAAAGCUCGAACGAUUGCUUUUUUUUAUUUUUAACAGUCUUCAAAGAGGAGGUUAUACCUAUGUUAUGUAUACUCUAAUAAAACUAUUAAAUACACGAGUGAAGUGGUGGGGCAACCUAGUUUAUUAGUAUGGAUGAACAAACUUACACAAAACCGAUUUCGAUAUAUAUAAAAAGUUAUGUUUAAUUGCAAUCCGAAGCGGUGUAGCGCCGUGUUGUCUAGAGUGUAGAAUUACAUUUACACGUUUUAAAGUACCGAUAAUAUCGAUGCUAAUUUGAACUUUAUGUUCCUUUACAAAGUAUUUUCUAAAUUCUAUAUAAAGGAUAUAAUCAUGCGAAAAAAUAAAAAUAAUUUAGUUUAAUUCCAUCAGCGAGCGGGGGCGCAAAGACUCUAUCCUAAAAUAAAAUAUGUCGGACUAUGAAAAUGACCUGUUCAACUUCAUUCCCAUGAACAGGGCAGCUGCGGAACAAAAUAACGAUAAACAGUUGAACCUAGAAGGUCCUAGCAGCAAGCAACUGAAAAAAUCUUCAACGGCUGCAUUUACCUCUGUAAAAAAACUUACACGAGGUGCUAAAAUUAUAAGAAUCGAGAUUUAUGAUACCGAAAACUUCCCCGAUCAUAUAAGUUCAUUAUGCAAUUGUGAUGCUGAGUUAUGUGUGCAGCAUGUGGUUAAAAAUGUUUUUAUGGACGAUGUUUAUAAAUCUGUUAAAGAAAUUGCUUUAAAAGUGUCAGAUAUAAUGCCAUAAAUAAAGUUCAAUCAAUUAUUA